UAAUAAAUAAUGGAAUUUACUGUAUCCGAGUUUCCUAAGUUUGUUGUUUGAGAUUGAUUCGAACAGAAAUACUGAAGUUUGACUUGAAUUCGUAUUACUCUAGAAAGGUACGCUUCAAUGUAGAUUGUCCAACUACUCCAUCCGUUGAUGUGUUUCCGGAAGUUACCAAAAAAAUUGGACUUGCUAGCUAGACACUGAGACAACUAAACAGUACCAUAGGUUGGUGUAUUGCUUUCUCUUAAUACCUAUAACUAAUAUAUUCGAAUAGCUUCUUACAAAAACUGCUACAUAUUUUGAAAUUCUAUAUUUUUAUACUUCCAAAGGUAGCUAGCUUUGCUAGCGUUAGAUCACUAGCCUUUUACUAGACUCGAUUACAACACGGAUUCGAUUGAACAAAGGUAGCUAGCCAGCUAAACGUAACGAACUCUAGCCGUAGCUAGCUAGCUACACAUACACAGUUUGCCAUGAUGUCCGAAGCCAUCGUAACGUUCCAGUCUCAGCUUUCCGGAGUAAUGGAGACGGUGUUCAAGGCUGCCAUGUACGAAAUCACCAGGUUAGUGGAGGAUAGCUUCUUGAAGGAGGUGUCUCGGAGCCGGGAGCAGGUCGAGUCACUGAAGAAGCGGCUGCAGUGUUCGGAGAACCGGAGCAGGGAGAAGGACAGAGAUGGAAGCCGGAGGGGGAGGUGUGCGGACUGUGGGAGAGCUGAGGAAAGAAGCUCUGGAGCAUCUCAGACAGGUGCUGAGAGAGGGCUUGGCCUGAAACAAGAGAAAGUGCCGGGGGAGGAGUGGAGCAGCUGUGGAAGUGUGGCAGGGGAAUCGGCAUUCCACGAUCUGGAGGACACAGAGGCAGCCAGUCCGAGGAGGAUCUCUGAGUCCACAGAGAUCGGAGGUCAGAAGAUGGACAACCUGCUGAAAGAAGAGGCCCUCCACAACGCUGAGCUACGGGAGAGAUGGGGAGUCUGCCUGGAUGGAGCUGAAAGUUCGGACGUCUCGGGGCCCAGCAAGAGUUUCAGUGAGCAGGAGCUACAGCAGUGCCAGGACGACUGGGGUUCCAGCCUGGACCAGGGACCCGAACCACCCGGCCCGGAGUGCGACCCAGGGGACCCCAGUGACCCCCUCUACCGGGCCCGCUACAAUAUAGAUGAGCAGGGCAGCAGCUUUGAGAAGUCUGGUUUCAGCGGUGGUGGUAGUGGCAGCCAUCUUCUAGACAUGGAAGGGCUGGAUGGACUUCCCGGUUCUCCGUCUCACCUGGGCGGGUUAAGCUUCGGACCCGGUGGUCAUUUCCAGGUGGACCUGGGGGCGUCCGAUGGGGGAGACCAUCAGCUCCGCUCCCACAUGCCUGGCCCACAUCGGAACCGCAGGGAGCAAAUGGGCUCACCUUCGCAGUCCCCCCACACGGAUGUGGGAGACCUGAACUGCCUGCUGAUCAACGAGGACGGGUAUCUACAGGACUCGAGUGCCUUGUACCCCGACCAUGGCGUGACCGCGCCGGGUGGCAGAGCCAAUCGCCGGGGGCUAACCUCGGAUCACAACAACGCAGAGGGCCCGUACCCCUACGGCCCCUCGCUGACCCUCGGCGGUCGUUUACAGGAGCAGGCGGGAGAAGGCGCCGGGAGGCGUCACGCCUGCAGUCAGUGCCCCAUGACCUUCCCGGACUCCGGUUCCCUCAAGGCCCACAAGCAGUCUCACAGAAGCGCGAGGGGGUCGGGUGCGGGGUCGGGUCCUCCCUACUCCUGCAACCAGUGCGGCAAGACCUUCACACAGGCCUGUAACCUGAAGGUCCACCAGCGGGUUCACCAGGCUGAGGGCCUCCACCUCUGCAGCCACUGCGGCAAGGGUUUUGCCUCCUUCUCCGACCUGAAGAGGCACAAGUGCAGCCAGACGACGGACAAGCCAUACUGCUGCUCUCUGUGCGGCAAUAAGUUCAGCCGGCUCUGGAACCUCAAGCUACACCGGCGCAUCCACACGCAGGAGAAGCCCCACCGCUGCACCAUGUGCGAGAAGAGCUUCACACGGGCGGACAUUCUGAAAGUGCACCAGCGCACCCACACCGGGGAGAGACCGUACUGCUGCGCCGUGUGCGGACUCAGCUUUAAACGGCUGGAUCAUCUAAAGUCGCACCAGCGCAAGCACAGGCCGGAUCUCCUGAACUGAUUCUGGUUUUUAUUUUUUGGGUUUUAUUUUUAUCAUCAACAUUUUCUUUUGUGAUCAAUUGUUUUAAUCAGAACACUGAAAAUAUAAACUUUUGGGAAUCUAACAAGUGCGUAUAAUACAAAUUUACCCAAUAUGGAUUCUCUAUUGUCUGACCUAGUGUGGGAGUUUGAUUCUGCUGUACUGUGCCAGGCUAAGUUCACUGAUGUGAACAGGCAGAAGCUGUGAGAGAUGAGUGCCCUUCUCAAAUGGGUUUUCCGGUUCCAAAUGCAAUCAUAGCCAACCAGGUUCCCUCAGGGCAGACAUGGGGCAUAAAUCGAAUCUCCUUUUGAACCUGGCUCACUCUCAGGUGAGACUUGGGUAUCACCUUUAACAGAAAAGUUGUCUCAAACGAAAAUGUGGUGGUGGUUAAGGACAUGGAGGAAUCUGUUUUCAUGUGCAAAACUGGCAUCUUUUGAUAAAAAUACAUGUAGAAAAAUACAUGACAGAGAAUACAAUUCCAUUUACAGCAGUUACCUGGAGCAAUUAGCCAGACUUCGCCAUGACCAGGCAGGGGAUUUGAUCUAGCAAAUGUUCAGUUGCUGGUAAGGUGCUCUAACCGCUUGGCUUUCUGCUGUCCUGACUUGGAGAAUUAGAACAUGUUUCAUGAUGCAUUUUACUGCCUUGCUUAUGUCACAGAGAAACCCCUGAUUACUGUUCUAAUCCAAACAAGUUCCCCUCCCCUUGACCACUUUUUCAAAUUCACGUCCAAGACUGUAGGCCAGCAAGCCAAAUCAAACUCCCCCACUGAUCAUGCCAACCUUAAUGGACGACUCAGUCUUGAAUUCUUCUGCUGCAUCAGUCGCUCCAGAAGAGACUAGUGGGCAUGGCUUUUUGACAGAAUGAAUUGGAUGUGAAGUCACAACGUAUCAAACCUUACAAUAACUUUGCGGUGUGGGAAAGAGCAUCUGAAGUUUUUUUUUCCGACUGCUAAUUAUUGGUCUCAUCCCUGAUCUCCAACCUCUCCCACAUGGUGACCCCUGACAUCACCUACUUACUGAAUGACCUCAGUAACAGCAAUUCCAUCAGUUAAACAAAACAUAAUUUAUGAAAAGCAAUCUGUUAUGUUUUUUUAAAGUAGAAUUUUACAACCAUGUUCACCUUUUGGGGGUUAUAGUGUAGCAACUUGUUUGCCUUUGGUCUUUCGAUGUUGUGCCACAAGUUCAAAGCACUUGAAAGCUUGUAACUGGUAUUUACGACUUUUCCCGCCUUUCAACCUAAAGCCCAGAAUGACAUUUCAACCUUAACUAAUUGUGCAGUUAUCACGCUUGUACACGGAUUGUGUUAAAAAAAAUAAUGUUAAUAGAUUGCUUUUAAUAAAUACAUUUUAUGGCAUUUAACUGUUGUAAAUGUGUCAGAGGUCUGCAUGUGGGAAAUGAUGAAGCCAGACAGUGUCCAAUAUCCCAACAGUUCCCUGUCCUCUGGCAAAGAUUCUACUUCCCACUUAAUGCACCAUUAUUUUAGUAUUUCCUGUUCAUCAAGCAAAAGCUUGGCUUUUUCCUCACCAGUCACUCCUUAAUCAUACUUAAACCAUAUGUUUUCUUCUUGUAAUUUGAUUUCAUGGCUUUAAAUGAUUUGUCUUUUUUGUACAUUAAAGGCCCAGUGUCAAAGAUUGACAUUACUGUGUUCAUAUAUAUUCAGUAAACUUCAAAAUAUUUGGACAG
Messenger RNA from Esox lucius (northern pike), 3853 nucleotides. RefSeq names its product C2H2-type zinc finger protein. Gene Ontology annotation, biological process: regulation of transcription by RNA polymerase II. Bases 465 to 2153 code for a protein of 562 amino acids. The transcript has 4 exons. Gene Ontology annotation, molecular function: DNA-binding transcription factor activity; RNA polymerase II cis-regulatory region sequence-specific DNA binding. The record is from RefSeq and is a predicted model, not a curated record. Lineage: Eukaryota; Metazoa; Chordata; Actinopteri; Esociformes; Esocidae.